GUUGCAGUUAGGGGCAGUUGCAGGAGCUAUCACAUGCGCCGAUCCCGAACCUCGUCUGUUGAGCGGCUCGCCUCUCACACCUCUCCUACCGAAGGACCCGUGGCUUAUGAGGUGGUUGGGAAGGGAGAGGAGCAAAGCGGGUUAGAAAACCCCGCAGGUGCAGGUGGGGCGGCAGUAAGAAGAAGUGGGAGGAGCUACCACAUGCGCCGAUCCCGAACCUCGUCUGUUGAGCGGCUCACCUCUCACGCUUCCCCCCCUGCUGAAGGACCCGUGGCGUCUGAGGUGGCUGGGAAGGGAGAGGAGCAGGGAGGGGAGAUGAGGCGAGCGGAAACUAUGGGAGGAAGGAUCGAGCAAGGGGAGGCACCAAGGCGGCGGCAGCAGCAGCAGCAGGGGCAGCAGCAGAAGCAAGCGCAGACUGACCAAAGCCCGGUGGAUAGCACCAGCGCGAGAAGCGGGGGACGGUACUGCAUGCGCCGAGCCCGAACCUCCUCCACCGAACGCCUUGUUACCAUUGAGUACUCCUCUCAGCAGCACGCCACCACCACCAGUGUGGGGACUGGCUCGAGCCGAGGGGGCAGCGUGAGGGAGAGGGGGAGGAAGCCGAGGCUGAGCGCGUGGGAUGUGUUUGGGGAUCAGGAGGGCCUGAUAGGGCAUGAAGGAGGGGGGCUGUUUCAGUCCAGUGCUCCCACACCUCGGGGUUCUAGAGCAAAAGGUUCUAACCUCACACCUCCCACUCCCAGAGGCUCUAGAAGAAGCAGCCGUGCGGCUUCAGCUUUUGAGUCGACUCAGACCCUCACACCUCCCACCCCCAAAGGGUCCACAGCCAGAUGUCAGAACGUCGGGUCUGUAUCAACUGCCCCCACACCCAGAGGGCUGAGAAAAGGCAGUGGUGCGCUUAAGCCCGCACGCAGCGUGUUUGAGGAUCUGAGUGCUAGUGACGCCACGUCAGCAGUACAUGUUGGUGAUGCCACAUCAGCGUUACAUGUGUGUGACGCCACAUCAGCAUUGCGGGCGGGUUCUGAGUUGGGCCAGCGGCUGCGUCGGUCAGGUUCAGAGAAUAAGGUGCAGCAGGGUAGAGGGAAGCGGCAGGUGAGGGCUCUGGGAGAAGGAGAGGAGGUGGAGCGUUUUGAGUUGAGGCAUGCGGUCUCGAUGGGUGGGAACCUGAGUUGCCGCAUGGAGGCUUGGUCUCUGCAGCAGCGGCAGCAGCAGAAGCAGCAUCAGCAACAGAGGCAGGAGCAGGCAAAGCAGCAGGAACAAGAGGAGCAAUGGCAGUACCAACAAGGGCAAGAGACGGAGCAACACCUUUCAUGGCAGCAGGGGCAGCAGCCGGGGCAGGGGGGAAAGCAGGAGCAGGAGGAGGGGCAACAGCAUGCUCGGGUGCGGUUGUUACUGCAGCGAUCCAUGAGUCUGAGAGAACGAGCAGCAGCCAGGGCUGCGGCACGAGAAGCAGCUUCGGCUGCUGCUACAGCGUUGAGUGCCGGAGGGGAAAUAGCAGCAUCGGCUGCAGAUGCUGGGAGCGAAAGCAAAACAGCUGAAGCCGCAACGCCUCCUGAUAGAGAAAGGGGAGGAGGAGGUGAGAAGUAUGAGGAGGCACCGCAGCAUCAGGAGGGCUUGUGCAUUCAGGCUGCUGAUUCCUUUUCCGAAAAAAGGCAGCAGAAAAUGCAGCAGCGUCAGCUUCAGAGGACUGUCUCUGCCCAACCACGCACCCCUAGGGGCUCAAGCAUUAUGGAGAGAGAAUGGGCUGUUGAGGCGCUUCAAGCCCCCCCUAGAGUUCUUAGGAAGGCAGCCUCUGGCGUGCCGCGCACCCCUAGAGGCUCAAGUUUAAUGGAAAGGGAGUGGGCAAAAGGGGCGCUUGAGCCGAUGCAGCCCAAGUCAGAGAGGAAAGAGGAUGGGGGGAAAGAGAGGCGAAAGGGGAUGGGUCAAUCGGGCAAAUUGGGAGUGAGAGAGGAGGUGGAGACGAGAGAGAGGAUGAAAGGAACGGGGGGAGAAGAGGGGAGGGGAAGUGGGCAGGGGCUUGAGGAGGUGCAGAGGCAGGGAGUGCAGCCGGAAAGGGGGGAGCCCGGGAAGAGUAACAAGCGGCAAGAGGGAGGGGAAGAGGAGCAAGAGGGAGGGGAGAGGGCGGCACUAAAGGAAAUGGAGCAGGAAAUUCGGGCCAUGAGGAAGAGACGCGCGCGAGAGAGAGCCGAGGCCAGGCGAGCUACAGAGAGUAAGAGGGGGGGAGAGGUUGACACAAGCGCAAGGGGUAGCGAGAGUGGGGGGAAGGAGGCGAGAGAUGGGGAGUUAAGGGAGGGAGGAGCAGGGAGGGAGUUGGGGGGAGAGCGAAGGAGGGGGGUGGAGAGGAGGAGUAGGAGCGUGGGAGAGGGUAGAUUGAAACCGAGUGCAGGAGCGGUGUGCGAAGCAGUGUCAGUAAAAGCAGUGGUAGCGGAAGAGGAGGAAGGGUCAGGGGGAUUAGAGGGGAGCAAAGCAAAUUCAUCGGAGGAAGAAAUGGCAUAUCCCCCUUUGAGUCGCAGCCGAACCCAGCCCACUCAAUUGCCCUCCCAGUCUUCCACCCCUCGAUACACCCACAUCCGCCCCUUUUCACCACUACUCCCCCAUUCCUUCCCCGAACCUGACACCGAUUUCGAGCAUGUUACCCGAACUGCUUACCACUUUGACAUGGCGCAGCCACUCUCCCCCGACCCUCAGGUUUGGGAGGAGCCCGAGGCUGAGACCGAACCUGAGGGCGGUGAUCCCCGAACCAAGCGGCGAGGCUUUAGAGACAGGCUGUUUGGCCGAAGCUCAAGCGCAGGCCGGGACAAACUAGCCGAGGCUGAUGCUGUAGAGAGAACGAUCCCAAGAGGGAGCCAAGACGGGUGGCUGGGGGGGGGAUUCUCAUUGCGCCUGUUCGAAACAGCAUUACCGAGAGACGGCUCGUAUGGGAGAGGAGGGAAUAUGUGGGGUCUGGAUGGCGGUGGUGGUGGCACAAUGAGCUGCGAUGGGUCACUCAAGCACAAUGCAGCCACGAGCCGGGAAAGCUCUCUGAAACAACAGUAUGGUUCCAUGAGCCGAGAUGGUUCUAUCAAACAGAAUGGCACGUUGAGCCGAGAUCCGUCGGUCAACCAGGAUGUGAGCCGGGACGGCCCGAGCAGGCUGUUCACCGAGUCCGGAGCUGAGAGUAGCAGCGGCGGUGGCGGGGGUGGCUUGUUGCAGCGGGUAAAGUCCCAAGCGGAGUCUGAUGCAGAGGGUGGCAACAGCAACCACAGCAGAAGCGGCCGUUUCUCCCUGAAAAAACACCUGAGGCGGCUCAAGAGUGGGGAUGGAAAGUCUCCGCUUCCCUCUCCUUUACCCCGUGUGGUGGACUCACUCUUCGACUUCGCUCCUGAGGUGUCUGGUUCCUCUCCCCCGUGCUCUUCCUCCCCCUCCCUCUCGGCCACGUGGGCUGGCAUGUUCUCCCGAACCCAGUCCGGUACGUCCGGGAGCCGCCUGUCAGGCUCGGUGAGCAGCUGGGUCCGAACCAGCUGGGCAGGCUCGGGUAGGAGGAGCAGGGACGGGGAAGGGAGGAUCGAGGCCGCCGCUGCUGUCGCUGCUGCCACUGCUGCUGCUGCUGCUGCUGCUGGUAGUAGUGGUGGUUUCGCUCACGGUGAUGGUGACAGUAAUGAUUGUGACAGCAUCAGUGUUGUGCCGAUGCGCAGGAGCAAAACGGAUGGGAGGAGUGACUAUAACGAGAGGGGAGUGAUUCCCGUUAGCAUGAGUGAAAGUAGAGAUUUCAUGGAUAGAGAGGUCGCAAAUGUGAUGGGGUUACUGGGAAUGAGAGGAGUGCAAGGAAUGGGAGGAAUGGAGGGGGAGGAAGAUGCAGAUGUGGAGGCAGAAUCUAUCCCCUUCUCACCCCUCAAGGUUCCCAAGUCUCCUUCCUGGGUUAGUGAAAUGGGCAUGUGGGCGACGGGGGGGAGGUAGGGGUUGUCGAUAGAUGGAGUGAGCAGUGGGGAGGUAGGUCUAACUCCUCUCACCCUUAUUAGUUUCCAAGCUUCCUUCCUGGGCUAGUGAAAUGGGCUUGUGGGCGACGGGGGGAAGGUAUGGGGGAUGAAAGUUGGACGCCUCAACCUUGCCGAAAACAGGGGAGAAGUUACAUACGAUUGUGUCAUAUCCAUAAGACAACGUAGUUAGCUGUUUUUUUUUGUGUGCCUUUCUCUUAGAAUUCCAUGGUACUAAU
Molecule: messenger RNA, 4189 nt
Organism: Closterium sp. NIES-67
Lineage: Eukaryota; Viridiplantae; Streptophyta; Zygnematophyceae; Desmidiales; Closteriaceae
Source: the annotation of a GenBank genome assembly